This is a messenger RNA of Bipolaris sorokiniana ND90Pr, 1189 nucleotides long. RefSeq lists its product as uncharacterized. The annotation marks the transcript as partial. The record is from RefSeq and is a predicted model, not a curated record. Lineage: Eukaryota; Fungi; Ascomycota; Dothideomycetes; Pleosporales; Pleosporaceae. The transcript has 2 exons. Gene Ontology annotation, molecular function: nucleic acid binding.
ACAAGAGGCGCUAGAAAUAGCGAGAAACCUAGUAGUCCAAGCAGCUAAUCUAGCUGAAAAUAACCCCUCGCAGCAGACUAGCCUACUCGACCUAGUAGAAGUCUUUAGAGACUACACUGAGACAGGAAGAGUUAGCAAGAAGAACGCUGUAAUCCUGGGAGAUCAGAUCUCCUCGCUAUCUAACGUCUCAAAGGAGCUUAGAGAUAAGGUUCGUCGUCUUGACAAGCCUACCUCUACACAACCAAACCAGCGAGAAAAGAGUCAGAUAACUGCUCUUACGCAGCCUAUAUCAUACGCUACAGCCGCAGCAGCAAACAAGGAGCAACAGUGGACUACUGUGCAGAAGAAGACACCUCAAAAGGCUAAGCCCAGCCUCAAGGAGAGGCAGCUAGUCCUAGUCAACCAAGGAGCUCCUACUGCCUUUGACGCCCUCAGGCUAAGAAACGCCUUCAACCAGGCCUUUACCUCUAGAGGAGGAGUACAAUCGCCUGUAGUCGCCUCAGUCACGCUAUCCUCAAAGGGGAAUAAGGUGGUUACUACUACGCCUGCCUUCACGGCCGAGUACCUACUAGAAAACCAGAGUAUCUGGAAGGACCUAGUAGCCUUUAAGGCAGCGCAGCCUAUUACCUCGUGGUUUAAAGUAGUGAUCCACAAGCUUCCUACUAACCACAGCCUGGAAGUAAUUAAGGAGGAGAUUGAGACCUUUAACAAAGGCCUUAAAGUAGUAGGAACUCCCUUUUGGCUCACUCCUGAGACUAAGAGAGGACAGCAGAGCUAUGGCUCCGCCUGCGUCGCCUUUGCGACUGAAGAAGAGGCUCUUAAGGCUAUUAGAGGAAAGCUCUAUAUCCUAGGAGAGAGCCUUCGAGCAGAGAAGCUACGAAGGAUAGCUCCUUGAGGCCUAGAGUACUCUUCUAUAUUAGAAAAGACCUAGAAGUAGAGGUUAAUCCUUUUAUUAGCGACGACAACGACUUUCUAGCUAUCAAAGUAUUAGCCCCUACUUCUAGCUUCUAUAUCUAUAACAUUUACAACGAAAAAAGCCUUCUAGAAGGGCUAAGCGAGACGACAAUACAGAGGCGCCUCCUACAGGAGACCGUACAGCCUCAGUCAAUUAUUCUAGGAGACUUCAACACCCACCAUCCUAGAUGGAGCCUAGAAGAGCGCAGCCCUAGCACCCAAGCAGAGGAUCUAG